GCACUGCAUGAUGUAUUCGAAAUCAAGUGAAGAGUAGAGUAAGAUGAGUGCUUGACAUAAUUAUUCUCACAGACGAUUGUAAUGAACAAAGCAACAAUAAACAAAAUUAUUACUUCAUCAGAAUGCAACCACAAACAUGGAGUACACAAAUGGAUUCAAUUCAAUGGUAAACUGUGUGUGAAAUAAAAUUUAAAACGCAUAGAGUGACGAAAUUGCGGACAAUUGAAACAAAUGUGAAUUGAAAUGGAAGGGGAGAGAUUUUCGUGGUUUGCAAAGAAUUAUUUGAGAAAAAGACCAAGACUUUCACCCACAUCAUUUCCAGACGACCAAAUGGCAUCCACGUCAUCAUGCAUGCCUUCAACAUCCACCACAUCAAAUCAAAGACCACGAAUACAACGAAUUUUAAUCGAACCAAGCGAUGAACAACUGUUAAAAUGGCAAGAGAGACAAAUAUCCGAAUGUAUUGUUGAAAAUACAGUCAAUCAAAUGGUUGAAUCCUAUUUAACAUUUAUCGAAGGUGAAAAUGCGAAUAGUGGAACAAGAAAUGAACUGGACAGGGAAGCACAUAUUGCAUCGUAUAAUGCAUACAGAGCUCAGGAAAAUUUUGAAGACUCAGCAAUUGUUUGGGCAAUUGAUCAAUAUGGAUUACAGCAGCAUCAUCAAUCAUUUUUCAAUGAUAAUCGCAACGAAUGCAUGUCCACAUCAUCGUCAUCAAUAUCACUUUCAUCGCCACCUCAUCUACAAACACAAGAUGAUUUGUGUUUCUUUGGCAUUGCAAACGAUAAAGAUGUAACGAACGUUGGUACACAAACUGAGAAGAAUAUUGAAGAGAAUGACGAUAUUCAAGUGAAUGUUUAUCAGAAAUCUGUAGCGCCUAAUGCAAAAGAGCAAAAUGACGAAAAUUCUUCGGUUGAACCGCAACAAUCUGCAGGUGAAGAAGCAAUAAAUGAUGAACAUUUUGAUUUUAUGGAGGCAUGUAUGGAGGCGGCCGUUGCCGUUGCAAUUCAGGAAAAAGGACUCACAUCAUCAUAUACGAUGCAAAAAUCACCAAAAAGAUAGUACAAAAGACGGCCGCACACACAUUUUCUUCUUCGCUCAGUUUUUGAAAAAUAAAGUAUUGAAAUAUCUGUACGUAUCUGUAAUAGAUUUAAGCAAUUAGUUCGCAAACAAUCAUUUUUAAACAUUUAGGCAUUAGAUUUUAUUUGUGUGAUUUUCUCUUGAUGAAAAUAAAAAAAAAACCAUUUCAAUCGAAA
Molecule: messenger RNA, 1253 nt
Organism: Contarinia nasturtii (swede midge)
Lineage: Eukaryota; Metazoa; Arthropoda; Insecta; Diptera; Cecidomyiidae
Exons: 2
Coding region: 244-1059 (271 amino acids)
Source: RefSeq, a predicted model, not a curated record